AUGAACGUGGAGGAUUUGGUCUCCGAUCUGUCGACCUGUGGCAGGUUCCAAGUCCUGCUGACAGCCAUCUGCUACCUCGUCAAGACCUCGGCUGUCUGGGCGAACAUGAUGAUGGCCUUUGGGAGCUACGACCCAGGCUGGACAUGCACAGCUUUUGAGACAAUUGAUGGAGGUCGGGCCGAAAAUCUUUCUUCCUCGCUGUGGUCGAGACCUCUGCAAGGCCUUUAUGAUGUGCCUGGAAUCUCAAUAACCGGAAGUUUGAGCGACAACGCUUCAUCAGGGGCGCUCCCGCCUGGAGCAGACGUCAGAGAUGACUCGUCAGUAAGCACGGCAAACUUCACUCACAGCUCUUGUGAGAAAUAUCCUCGAUGUAAAAACAUACAGUUUAAUCACUGGGAAGCUCGAACCGUGGCAACAGAGUGGAACCUCGUCUGUGAUCGAGCUUGGAUCUUGUCGUUGAUUAUCUCCAUACAGAUGUCUGGCGUGGCUGCAGGGAGCUACAUCUGUGGGUAUAUCGGGGACAAGUGCGGUCGUAAGUUGAGCAUGUACGGUUUUGUGACUUUUGGCAUGCUCUGCAACAUUGCUGCUUACCUAACAACGUCCUGGGAGGCAUACACAGUCGUCGGUUUCUUCAUCGGCGUCAGCGUUGGAGGGAAUUUUGCCGCAUCCAACAUCUACGCCAUGGAGUUUGUCAAGCCAAAAUGGCGUCCUGUCAUUUCUGGGUUGCCCUGCUGGCAUGUGGCAACUCUGUUGUUUGGGGUGUGCAUUAUGCUUUUGAGGGACUGGCGUCUCGUGCACCUGGCCACAGCCGCUCUCUCGCUACUGGCCUUACUCACCGCUGUCUGGGUCCCGGACAGCGUGCGUUGGCUACUCGUGCACCGGAAAAUGCAAAAAGCCGAGAAAGUCGUCACCCAGAUCUGCCGUUUUAAUGGAAUGGAGAUGCGAGAUACAAAGUUCGGUUCGGAUGCAAUGACAGAAGGUUGUAACCACAGUCAAGAAGAUUCUGCCAAGUACGGUGUCUUCAUACUCUUCCAGGCUUCUCUGCGUAAAAAAACCAUUCUAGUAACCCUAACGUACUUUCUUACAAGUGCAAUGUUUUUCGCUAUAGGCUUUGGUGUCGAGUCUCUCUACGGCGACUUUUAUGUGAAUUUCAUUCUGUACUCGUUAGUUCCAAUCCCGCUGUCAUUUCUAGUCCCGGUAUUGGGCAACACGCUGGGGAGGAGAUGGGCUCUGCUAAUAUUUCUUAGUCUAGUAUUUCUCGGUUUCGUUUCUAUCGUUGUUGUUUUCUUCACGACUUCGGGAUCUGUACGAGGAAUCACGAUCACUUGUUUGGCACUGGUCACCGCCAACUGGCUACAACACCUUUUAUGCACUCUCACCACAUUCUCUGUGGAGCUGUUUCCAACUGUCGUGAGGAACCUCGGCUACGGGUUUGCUGUGACCGGGGCGAGACUUGGAAGUAUCGUGGCCCCCUACGUCAUACCACGUGACUUCGAAUCGAUAUACGUGUCUUAUCUAAUUAUGAGCGCCAUGGCGCUGGUAUGUUGUGCUGCUGUGUGGGCUUUGCCGGAGACAAAGGGGGUUGCCAUGGAAGAUGUGAUUCAGGACAACGAUAAACCGACCUCCUUGGAAAGAAAGGAAGCAUUGAUGAAUGAUAAAACGACCUCCUUGGAAUAA
Aplysia californica (California sea hare) is the source of this 1677-nucleotide messenger RNA. Its product is annotated as solute carrier family 22 member 4-like. Gene Ontology annotation, biological process: transmembrane transport. Bases 1 to 1677 code for a protein of 558 amino acids. Lineage: Eukaryota; Metazoa; Mollusca; Gastropoda; Aplysiida; Aplysiidae. The record is from RefSeq and is a predicted model, not a curated record. The transcript is spliced from 2 exons. Gene Ontology annotation, cellular component: membrane. Gene Ontology annotation, molecular function: transmembrane transporter activity.